Molecule: messenger RNA, 5270 nt
Organism: Mugil cephalus (flathead mullet)
Lineage: Eukaryota; Metazoa; Chordata; Actinopteri; Mugiliformes; Mugilidae
Product: PH and SEC7 domain-containing protein 4
Exons: 16
Coding region: 1352-4705 (1117 amino acids)
Biological process (GO): regulation of ARF protein signal transduction
Molecular function (GO): phospholipid binding; guanyl-nucleotide exchange factor activity; protein binding
Source: RefSeq, a predicted model, not a curated record
ACCGUCUUCGCCGUGGCCUUUUAGCAAAUUGUGAUACUGUUUGCACAAAUAACCGUGAUAAAUUGUGUUUAAAUACUAACAAGAGAGCUACAGGCUAACGCUACACCACCACCAGGUUGUUACUAAUAAUGCAGUUACUACCAAUACAACUUAAUCAGCUGCUACAACCACUAGCAACUAAUUUACUGCAAGGAUGCCCACAUAAAUGCUAGGUAAUGCUAAUAUUUUGAUAUCAAUUCUAAUCUCAGUGCUAAUGAUGUCGAUGUGAAUAGUGCUACUGCUAAUGAGGCCAAGCUUAUAAUAGCAUAGUAUAAAAACGUCAAUACGGAGCGUUACGUAAUAUUAUUAAUUAGCAACGAGCUCUAAUGCCAGGCUUUUAACACUAGCUUGUGUGCUAGUCUGCUAACAAUGAUAAUCUUUUCAGUGCUUUACUGAUGACACAGUUCAAAUGGUAUUAAAAACUAAUUAACCUAGAGUUAAUGACUAUCAAAAAAUGUUGCCUUGAACUUAUAAAUGCCCCUUGAAUGCCUUGGGUGCCUUAAACAGGCUUUUCCGCCUUUAAACCAGAACAAACCCAAGUAAUAACUUGAGCACAGAGAAAUCUGGUCACCUUCUGGUUUUACCACAUGUUGUCAUGAGUGCAGGAAUGAAGCCAGUUGAGCCACUCCCCUCAUCUGUACUGUAUGAGUGUGGUUGCAUGCCUCCGGGGCCAGUGGGCGUGGGCUGAGGCCUCUCAGGUGUCUUUGAGCGCCUGACUCAUUUGCCAAUCACCAUACACCUUUUCUUCCUCUUUGUUGCCACUCAGCAGCUUUUCCCUUUUAUCCCUCUUCUAAUUUGCUGCCAGGAGGAAAACAGGACAGAGGGGAGACGGAGGCCUGCGCUUAAAGUAUCCAACAUGGACAGACUGUAUGAAGACGAAGCAAGAGGACCCAGUCCAGACUAGGACUUGCGUGCAUAUGCACGUCGCACAGGAGACAGAAAAGGCUGCUUAGCCCGAAAGAGAGCAGAUAUUUGUCGUUCCCUGCAGGUUUUGACAACUGGGGGUAAUUUGAAUGCCUCUGCGCGUGUGUGUGUGUUGAGUGAAUGUGUCGGUGAACGCACAGCUCUUUGACAGCGGUACAAACCCGGUAUAACACAGUGGUGUGCUUUCUCCCUCCCACAAGACCUGACUUAAAAACCUCACACGCUGGCUGAUCAUAUGAUGCUGCUUUAAAGAGCCUGGAGGGGAAAAGUGUAUGACGGAAGGCCGUGACAAAAUGAAAACCCCUCAUCCAACCGCAGAGAACGUUUUGUAGCUGCACGACACUUCACCAAAACGUACCGAGGCAACUGGACUGACUGAGAGACGCUAAUGGAGGAGGAAAACGACUCUUUGCCGGAUAACACAGGUUCAGUUCUUCAUGAGCCUCAGCAGGACACGCUUAUAGGCCUCCAGUACAUCAAUGGAGAACAGGAUGCCGUAGUGUGGGAUAAGACGGAAGUGAAGAUAAACAACGCACAUGGGGCCGAUCACCUGAGUCUGGCCCCAAAGACAGAAUGCUCAACUUCUGAGGCAGAGCAGUGUGAGCCAAUAAUAUGGCCGGUGCGCCCCAUGAGCUUCACCUGUUCUCCGCUGUCGUGCGCGACGGUGCAGUGGGACAUGCCCGAGCCCCGUGCAGAAACGCCUCUGCUCGAGACCGACGGCGGCUGGGCCAAUGAGCUGGACGCCGGCAGCGUGACGACGCUAGGCGGCAUUUCCCCCUCUCCUCAUGAGUCUCAAGACGAGCACGCUGAGUUUCUUACACAGGGUGGCAAAGAGGAACAAGGAUUUGAUUCACAGCUUCUGAGUUCAGAACUCGAGGCGACAGGAAGUGACUUAGAGACACGUGAUGCUGCUGAUGUUCAAGAGCUUAAGACAGAGGAAAAAGAAGAUUCAGCUCAUGAGCUGUUAGAUGAUAAUAACGACGUCCCACUGACAGACUCAGAGGAGGAGGAUGAGGGACACUUUGUUGCCUCAGAGCCUUUUAAAACUGAGGGCGUAACCGAUACUGCUGAGGAGAUCCAAGUCUCAGAGGAGGAGCUGGACGGCGUCGAACAGUCAGAUCUAGAAGAGGAACAGGAGGAGCCCGAUGUUGUGCUGACUGGACAGAGAACCCCGGAGGAAGAAGGGAUUUCAGCAAAGUGUGCUGAGGCUGAAGAGGAGAGCUGCAAACAAGGGGGUGAGGCAGAAGAUGAGCAGGACGUGACGGAUGAGUCCUGCAGCGAAGAAAGUGAGGAGGCAAAAGGUGACGCCUGUCUGAGAGACGUGGAGGUGCCUCCAGAGCCGCCGCUAACCGAUGACGCCGGACUGCUAACUAUAGACCCUGAUAAGCUAACUGAUCUGCAACAGCCGGAGGAAUCGGAGGAAACUCUGCCCUCGGAGUCAGAAGAAGAAGAAGAAGAAGAAGAAGAAGAAGAAGAAGAAGAAGUAGGUGUACCAGAACCGUUACAUGAAGAACCCGCAGGCCAGACUGACGGGCAGGAAAUGUGUGAAGAUGUGGAUCAGGACGUGGACCCUGAUCAGCUAGAGGCCGUGGACGGCAGCGAAGAAGCACCGGCGCAGGAGGCGGAACAUGAGGCGAGGACAGAAAAUGGACAAGAGAUCCCAGAGGUGAUUGAAAAACCAGACGAGACAAAUUGUUUGGAGCAGCAAGACUGCGACGAAACGGCUUCGCCGCCGCCCGAAACGUCAGAGCAACUUGAGACGGAGGAAAAGCCGGAGGAGAUUCCUGCAGAGGUGUCACAGGGACCGGAGGACCAGUUGGGAGAGUCGCAACAUCUGGAACAGUCACCGGAGAUGGAGCUGACGGAUCAGCCGCACCAGCCUGGAAACGCGGAGCAGCCAGAGGAGCCGGCUCAGACGGAGCAGGCAGUUUGCGCUGAAGCUGCCGCGGCAGAGCGGCAAGAACAGACGGAGCCGUCGGAGCAGAAUGAGCAGCCGCUGAAAACGACCGACUCGUCUCAGCCGGCGCUCGCGGAGCAGCUUGUGCAAUCAGAGAAGAAAAAUGAGUCAGAUGUAACGGAACAGCUGUCUCCCGAGACCGAGAUCACGCAGCAGGCGGAGGAGACGGAGGAGGCGAAGGAGGCAGAGUUAAACCAGGUGGACAAACAAGUUGACGCGCCAGAGCGACCUGAGGAGGUGGAAGGUGCUGAGGACGGAGGCGUACAGACAGUUGUGGCAAACGGAGCGCAGCCCAAACCCCUGGAGACGGCAGUGCCGCACAUGAACGGAGGCGGCGUGGACAGAGAGAAGGCUCGGCACCUCGCUGAACAGCUCUUUAAUUUGGACGGGAUUCAACGCGCGGACGUGGUGAAGCACUUAGACAAAGAUAAUGACUUCAGUCACGCCGUGGGAGAGGAAUACUUGAAAUUCUUCGACUUCACCGGACAAACCCUGGAUCAGGGCCUGAGAUCGUUUCUGAAAGUGGUGAUACUGAUCGGAGAGACCCAGGAGAGGGAGCGCGUGCUGCAGCAUUUCUCCUGCCGCUUCCAUCAGUGCAACCCAGAGUCCUUUUCCUCUUCAGGGGCCGUGUUGGCUUUGACGUGUGCCGUGAUGCUUCUCAACACUGACUUGCAUGGGCAGCAUGUAGGCAAAUCCAUGUCGUCUUCAAAGUUCGUGUCCAACCUGGACGGGAUGAAUGAAGGAGGGAACUUCAGCAAGGAUCUGCUAAAAAGUCUCUACAACUCCAUAAAGAGUGAAGCUCUGGAGUGGGCUGUCGAUGAAAAGGUGCUGAAGAGCGCUGUGUUGGGGGAGGAGGAUUCAGGCUCGGACACACUGCUGCGUUCCAAAGCUAACCCCUUCCAGGAUGUUCCUCACGACAAGAACGCCACGGUGGUCAAGCAGGGCUUUCUCCAGAGGAAGCUCCACGCUGACAUCGACGGCAAACGCACACCGUGGGGUAAGAGAGGCUGGAAGACUUUCUACGGCAUGCUGAAAGGAAUGGUCCUUUACCUGCAGAAGGAUAAUUAUCGGAGGGAUCAGCAGACCAGCGAGGAGGUGGUGAGUGUGCAUCACUCUCUGGCUGAGCCGGCGACCGAUUACACCAAGAAGCCGCACGUCUUCCGGUUGCAGACGGCCGAUUGGAGGGUUUUCCUCUUUCAAGCCUCGUCCAAAGCGGAGAUGAACUCGUGGAUCGGCCGCAUCAACUUGGUUUCCGCUCUUCACUCGUCGCCCCCGUUCCCGGCGGCCAUCGGGUCUCAGAGGAGGUUCUGCAGGCCGAUCCUUCCCGUCUCACAGUCUGCUCACAAUCUGGAGCGUCAGCUUCAGUCUCACGCAAGAAUGCUGGAGUCCUUCAAAGCAGACCUGACGAGCCUGCAGGAAAACCCACCAGAGGGCAAGAGAGCCAAAACCAAGGAUCUGGAGGAGCAUCGCGUCAGAGCAGAGUACCUGCAGCACGAGAUGUGUCGGUAUGAGAGCUACAUCCAGGUGCUGGAGGCCUGGAUGAGCGUGAAGAAGACAGACAGCGACGUGUUGGACACGGCGGACUUGAACCUGUUCGACAAAGCCAUGUGCGCGGACUGCGACGGGGAGGAGGAAGAGGAGGAGGGCGCCCUGAAAAAGUCCCACUCCAGCCCGUCUCUGGAGCUGGAGGUGGCUACUCCGGCUGUGAUCAAAGUCAGGCGCAACAUCUCAGAGAGACGGACUUACCGCAAGGCCAUCAUUCCUCGAUUCAAUAAAGAGGCCUGAGGUAUGGUAGGGUCGCCGGUUAAUGGCCGUUUGAAAAUGGAAAUUUACUUUAUGCCUGCUAGGAGCUGACGGGACUUUCAGUUUGUUGAAACACCAAAGUCACAAACUGCCUCUGCAAGUUUCUUUAGUUUUAGAGUUUUUUCUGAAGAUUUAUUCUGUGCACUUUUACAAAAAAAAAAACCUCAGGGAAUCCCAAACCCUUGACCUCUCCGGACAGAGCGGAAACCCUGAUUCAUUCUUUGAAUGACUUAAAAUGUUUGGACCUAAUUUAUAUAGUUCUAUAGUAUUUUGGUCUUUUUUAAUAGAAACGUUCAAGUACAAGGGUGGGGCUUUGACAAAAACGUGUCUUUAACCUGUGUACCACAAGAGGGUGCUGUAAUACAGGGCAUCUCAGAAUGAAAUACGUGCCAUGCUGUUAGUUUUUAACUUUUUUUUUUUUUUUUAAGAAUCCAAAUUGCACUUUUUUUUAUUGAUUUAUCGUCGUUAUACAUUCCUGACAUUAGUUCUUCUGUUACAUAUUUUGUCAAAAUGAAGGAGUCAUAAUAAAUGUAUGUUUAUCAUUCAG